Messenger RNA from Nanorana parkeri, 1096 nucleotides. It is a transcript of the gene NUDT22, whose product is annotated as nudix hydrolase 22. Bases 42 to 1040 code for a protein of 332 amino acids. The transcript is spliced from 6 exons. The record is from RefSeq and is a predicted model, not a curated record. Gene Ontology annotation, molecular function: GDP-mannose hydrolase activity. NCBI's taxonomy places the organism in Eukaryota, Metazoa, Chordata, Amphibia, Anura, Dicroglossidae.
GCAGCUAGGAGGAAACUUUCCAGAGUGAGAAAUAAGUUCUCAUGGAUCCCGAGAUAUCCAUCCUGUACUGCAGCCCCUCCCCUCAGGGCAUCCCCCAACAAAAAGUGCACGUCCAGCUUUCACCACUUUACCAGCGGCGUCGACUUCCACCCCCAAUGGAAGAGCAGAUUCUUGUGGAUUGGGAAGAACGCCAGCGCAAACAGCCAUGGGUUUUUAAUGGAGCAAAAUUCAGGCUUCAUUCCAUCCAGCCCGAAGAAAAUUCAGCAACUAAAGAACAAGAAAAGAGAGAGCAGAAAAAAGAAACCCAAAAAGUUGAAAGCAGACCAAUAGAUGGGGAUGAAGGGCAGAAAUGUGGAGGAAGUGACCCUAAUCUCAGCGCAGGGGGGGGGCUUACCCUACACUUGGCACUUACAUGUUACAGAGACUUUUUGGGCACCAACUGGUCAGGUGAGGCAGGGGCACUACAAGAACGGGGAGGACGAGAGUAUGGGGACACCCAAGCUUAUUUGGCACAGCCGCUUGGCGUAGGCGCUGCUCUACAAUGUAAAGACGAUCGGUUUGUGCUACUGAAGAGGAGCUUCAGGGUAGGAGAAGCACCUGGUCAGCUGGAUGUUCCAGGAGGACAUCCUGAGCCCAAGGCUGUUGCUCCCAAUGUUCCUGAGGAAGAACUGAGCUUGGAAGUUUUAGAGCCAGAACUGGUUAUCACAGAGCUUUUCUCAUCUAUCCUGGCUGAAAUACGGGACGAGGUUAAUUUACCUUUGUCUACAUUAAGUGAACCUCUUCUACUUGGCAUUGCUCGUAACCAUACAAGUGCAGGGCGACCAAGUGCAGAAUUCUAUGUAAGGUGCAGUCUGACCUCAGAAGAGGUGAAGAAUAGGUACUUACAGGGAGGACCAGAGGCGCAGGAAUCUACCGAUAUUAUUUUUCUAGACAGAGAGGAUCUGCUGACCAUUGAAAGCUCAGAAAUGUGGAAGGAGCUGUGUCCUUCAGCGAAGGGUUGUAUGAAACUUUAUCUCUUAGUACGAGAGCAACAAUCCUGAGGUGAAUUGGAGACAACAUAAGAAGUUUGAAGUAGAGAAGAACUAAUCAUUUUACU